Messenger RNA from Aspergillus calidoustus, 4890 nucleotides. NCBI's taxonomy places the organism in Eukaryota, Fungi, Ascomycota, Eurotiomycetes, Eurotiales, Aspergillaceae. The record is from the annotation of a GenBank genome assembly.
AUGACAUCGAUCCUCGGGAAUGCCGCGUACACGAUCGGGUGGAUUUGUGCCGAUUAUGUCAAUAGAGUGGCCGCUCACGCUAUGCUUGACGAGGAGCAUGGGAGGCCGCAGACCAGAGAUUCCUCAGACGACAACAGUUAUAUCCUUGGCAAGAUCGGACAUCACAAUGUAGUGAUCGCGUGUCUCCCUGAAGGUGUGAAGGGCAUGACCUCUGCGGCUGCAACUGCGUCAAAAUUGCUUUCCAGUUUCCACGAAAUCCGAAUUGGUGUUCUGGUGGGAACUGGUGGUGGAAUUCCAAGCGAUGAAUAUGAUAUAAGGCUCGGCGAUGUCGCAGUCAGCAUACCAGGAAAGACAUUUGGCGGGGUUGUGCAGUUCGAUAUGGGAAAGGCUGUAACUGAUGGUUUUAUACGGACUGGAUCGCUCAACAAGCCUCCAACUGCGCUUUUGACUGCAAUUACCGAGGUUAGGGCGACACACGAUCUUCGCGGUAGCCACAUUUCGGAGUACCUUUCUCAGAUGCACACCAAAUAUCCAAGACUAGUGGAUACAUACUCCUAUCCAGGCACUGAGAAGGACAGGCUGUUCUCUGCAGAUUAUCCCCAUCAGGAUGAGGCUGAUACAUCGUGCAAGAAAUGUCGACGAAAGGCGAAGCAACGACCACCCAGGGAAACUAUACCUUAUAUCCAUUAUGGGAUUAUUGCAUCUAGCAAUACAAUCGUUGAGGACAGCUUGAUACGUGACCAACUCGCGGAAGAAUACGGUGCUAUCUGUGUCGAGACCGAAGCAGCCGGCCUGAUGGAUAACUUUCCCUGUGUUAUCAUUCGCGGGAUAUGUAACUACGCGGAUUCUCAUCGGAAGGGCGCUGAGGGUUGGCGACGGUACGCAUCAGCGGCUGCAGCUGCGUGUUCGAAGGAACUUCUUCAAGCAAUUCCAGUGCAAGAUGUCAUCCGCGGCCCUCUUGCUGUUGAUAUACUUUCGGAACUCUCUGUCGUGCAAAAUCAAAUCACUUCGCUCGUGAAGAGGGUCCACGUACACGGGCUUCCGACUGUAAGCGGAGCUGCGUAUGAUUCACAUAGCAAGGAGCCUCGUUCGCGCUGUCAUCCUCAAACUCGAGUUCAGUUGCUGCGGGAUGUCAUAAACUGGGCUAGUGACCUUGAGGGUAAGACAAUAUUUUGGCUCAGUGGCAGUGCCGGGACCGGCAAAUCCACUAUCUCUAGGACGCUGGCCCAUUCCUUCCAUGGCCAAGGUCAGCUUGCAGCCAGCUUCUUCUUCAAGAAAGGCGAAGUGGGUCGUGGGGAUGCAACAGGCCUGUUCACAACUAUUGCAACGCAACUCGCGUCCAGUAUUCCAGAAACUGGGAAAUAUAUUCAAAAGGCCGUGGAAGAUAAUCCUUCUAUUGCUGAUAAAGUAUUAAGCGAACAGUUUAAUACCCUUAUUCUUCAGCCUAUCCUACAAGUGCACGAUGAAACUUCCUUCGACAAGCCAAGGAUUAUCGUCCUUGAUGCGUUGGACGAAUGCGAGAGUAGGGAAAUAGGAGCUAUUUUACAGAUUCUUCGCGAGACUUCGGUAACAAAGGCAAGCCUGCGUUUUUUUGUGACUAGCAGACCAGAUUUUCAGGUGCUUGACAGCUUUGGGAGAUUACCAAAGAGCGCUUAUCAAGAUACAGUGCUUCAAAACAUCCCAGAAGAGGUAACCAGGAGUGACCUCCGUACUUUCCUGACCCACGAACUAAAGGAAAUCCGAGAAAGCCACAACAGGUUAAUUCCCUCCUCCCGGCGGCAUCUUCCUUUAAACUGGCCGGGGAAGCAAAAAAUCUCAAGCCUUGUGGACAUGGCUACUCCUCUUUUCAUCUUCGCUGCUACCACCUGCCGCUUCUUAAGCGACCCCAAAUUUGAUCCAGACGACCGACUGGCCACCAUCUUGAAGUACCGUACUGCUAGCCACACACUUUACAAAACGUAUAUGCCGGUCCUCGACCAACUGAUAGGAGACGACGACACAGACGACGAACGGGAUAUAGUGGUGCGGCGGUUUCGAAACAUUAUCGGGGCAAUUAUCUUACUUUUACAGCCGUUAUCUGCGCACCAUCUCACUGGAUUGCUCAAUCUGCGGCCUGGUGAGAUUGACCUCCAGCUGGUCUUCCUUCACUCUGUCCUACAGAUUCCACGUGACAAUUCAUCUAUUCGGCUCCUCCAUCUCUCAUUCCGAGACUUCCUUACGGACAACAGAACGCGUGCAAAAACUCCCUUCUGGAUCGAUCAAAAGAAAAGGCACCUCUGUCUGGCAAAUCAAUGUCUUGAACGCAUGAAUGCAGCACCUGGACUUACGCAAGAUAUCUGCAAGCUCAAUGCACCUGGCUUUCUAUCCAAGGAGGUUGAUCCUGGAGUAAUAGAAAAAUACAUACCGGGAGAUCUUCAUUACGCCUGCAUCUACUGGGUAGACCACUUGGUCAAGGGGGAUGGCUCGAUCCGUGAUGGUGACUUCGUUCAUCAAUUUCUGAAGACACACUUUCUCCACUGGGUUGAAGCCCUAAGCCUUCUGGGAACGCUUUCCAAGGGUACUGCAUACAUUGGUGCGCUACUUGGCCUAGCGGUUUCGGAAACUAACGGAGGCCGGCUUUCAGCUUUUUUACUCGACGCAAGGCGUUUUCUACUCUAUAAUUUCUCGACCAUAGAAGAAGCCCCUUUGCAGACAUAUUCUUCAGCACUUAUGUUUUGCCCAAGCAACUGUCUCUUGCGAAAUACAUUUGGAAAAGGCGUGCCCGACUGGGUCGUUCUGCCACCGAAUACAACAGAUGAUUGGAGUCCCCUGGAGCAAACUUUCGACACACCCUCUCUCCUGUCCUACCACGCACCAGCCUUUUCGCCAGAUGGUACUAAGCUUGCGUGUGGCAGUCUGGUCUGGGAUGUUACAUCUAGUCAACAGAUAAGAACACCAUCUACCGAGAGCUCAGGACGUGUGGAGUUUCUGUCCGAUCAUGAAGUGAUCAUGGUUGCAAAAGACCAAACAGCAAUUUUAAACUUGAAUACCGGGCAGAUAACGGAUUUGGCAAUGGAAUACUCUGGCAAGCGUAUAAGCCUCGAGUCAGUCGCACUGGAUAGGUCUAGGCUGAUUCUUAUAAGGGAAGAAUCUCCUAUUAGUCCGGGAGGGGUACGCAUUCGUUCUUGUGUCUACAACAUAGACACGGAAGAAGCAUUUCAGUCCGAUUUCUCUGAGCCCAUGGGGCACAAUAGUCGGGUUCUACUGUCCAAAGACGGAAGGCGAAUGGCAUUUGCCGGUGAGAGACUCGCCAAAAAUGAUGAGCCCGCCCCGGCUGGGGUAAUCCGCGUUGGAUACGACAUCACUUCGGUUGAGUUAGAGGUAUGGAGGCCGGAAGAUGCAAAGCAAAUUAUCUUCUCCCAUGUCUUUUCUGAUCUUCGGAGUGUGGGUGAUUUUGCCAUCUCACCCAAUGGGGAGAAGCUUGCGUUGUUGUGUUUGGUGACACAGCGAGUACGAGUGGUACAGUUGAAUGGAGACGGGGACUACAAGACUCUAAAAGGUCAAAGUGAUCGUAUCUCGUGCUUGGCUUUCUCACCCGACGGCAACAUGAUAGCGUUUGGGUCUAGCCUCAGGGCAUGCUUGUGGGACUUGGAUACUGACCGAGUUGAGCCCAUCCUGGAGAAUGUUGAUUGUAAAAAAUUGUUAUUCUCACCGGAUGGGCAUAAACUUGCCAUAAAAACUAAGUCGCGGCUUAAGAUCUGUGAUCUACGAGCGGAAUUUUCCAACAGCCCUCAUGCCAAUUUUUACAAGGGGAGUAUCAAAUAUGUGGUCUUUUCACCUUGCGGUACUAUGGUCGCAUCGCGUUCGGAGCAUGGCGGCGGCGUUCUGAUAUGGGAUGUUUCCAAUAGAAAAGUGACGCAUAAAAUGGAAAUGGGGGAGGCUAUAUCGAUGGGCUUUUCCCCCAGGUCUGAUAAGUUUUUUGUCGGCUCGGAGGACCUCCUCGCAGUGUGGCACAUUCGAUCAGGCCGAUUCCGUCUCGCAUAUUCAACCAAGCUUGAGGGCAGGGCUAUGCGCCCCGCAAGUUUCUCAAGUGAUGGGACAAUGAUUCUAUUGUGUACGACGACAGAUGGGCUUGCACUCCAACUAUUAGACGCCAGAACUGGCCAAGGUCUUGUGAUGAAAAGACUAGGAUGGGAAACGGGAGUGAUCAGCGUGAAAUUCUCAAAAGACGGCAGCAAGCUUGCUGUCGCAAGAAGCAAAGAUCAUGUUAAGCAGGUGGAACUAAGAGACGGCAGGUCACUUACUUUCAAGAAGAAGUGGGUGUGCACCGCAGAACAAGAGGUAGGCCAAGUGGCCUUCUCUGCUGACGAGAAGCUAAUCCUUUUCGAAGACGGGGUAUUGUUCACAGCCGCGUGGGAAUUAUCUGCCAAUCGCACCCUAACUGUCAAGACCUCUACAAAGACAGGCCAAAAGAUAUUCAUCUCAAAGAAUGGCAGAUGGAUUCUCCCGUCGACUGGGACAGGGAUGCUCUGCCUCCCCCCCGAAAUUCAGCCAACAAGCUAUGUGCCGAGAUCGACAAGUGUCCAUGGCAACAUGGUUGCCAUUGGAAAUGAGAACGGACAUCUCACCAUCAUGGAAUUUGAAUUUGGGGAUCUUGAGGAAGAUUCUCGCUUCCUAGGCUGGCAUGCGCAAAGGUCUGCUGCAGAAAUUGAACAAGACAAAUACCCUGGGAGAAGUUUAUCGCCAGUAGAGUGCGCGUCUGACCCAAAACUUGCAUGGCAAAGUUUCCUCAGAGCUCAGGCCGCUGGAAUGGUUAUGAGCCUUGUGUCUGGCCCUGGUCAAUCCGGAUACUCCCACUCCAAUUUAUUUAUCGAUGAAGAGACAGGAGUCGUUACGCAAAGGAAUCAAUAA